Messenger RNA from Helianthus annuus (common sunflower), 1967 nucleotides. Its product is annotated as protein NRT1/ PTR FAMILY 5.10. NCBI's taxonomy places the organism in Eukaryota, Viridiplantae, Streptophyta, Magnoliopsida, Asterales, Asteraceae. Gene Ontology annotation, biological process: dipeptide transport; transmembrane transport. The transcript is spliced from 4 exons. The record is from RefSeq and is a predicted model, not a curated record. Gene Ontology annotation, cellular component: membrane. Gene Ontology annotation, molecular function: tripeptide transmembrane transporter activity; dipeptide transmembrane transporter activity. Bases 72 to 1787 code for a protein of 571 amino acids.
ACCGACAAUAGUCUAGAUGGAGAGAGAGAAUCAAUAAUAUCCUAAAAUUUCAAAAUACUUCUGUCAUUGACAUGAAGAAUGACAACGAUAACGGCACCGGCACCGGAGUCGACUCACCGCUACUCAACAACUUCGUGUACGGCGUCGUUGACUACAAAGGCCGUCCAGUCCUCAGAUCAAAAUCCGGUUGCUGGCGAUCUGCAUAUUUCAUCAUCGGUGUGGAAGUGGCAGAGAGAAUAGCAUAUUAUGGGGUGAGUUCAAAUUUAAUUACAUAUUUGACCGGACCGUUGGGGCAGUCAACGGCUACGGCGGCGGAGAACGUCAACGUCUGGGCCGGAACGGCGUCGCUUCUUCCCCUUGUUGGAGCUUUUAUUGCUGAUGCGUUUCUUGGUCGAUACCUGACUGUGAUAUUAGCUUCUCUGCUCUAUAUUCUGGCACUUGCAUUGCUGGCUUUUUCAACACUGAUUCCAUCCGACUGUACAAACUCCAUUGAUGGCGGCUCAUCGUGUUCACCUCAGCUGCAAGUUAUCAUAUUUUUCAUUUCUUUAUAUCUAGUGGCAUUUGCCCAAGGCGGACACAAGCCCUGUGUGCAGGCUUUCGGGGCCGACCAGUUUGAUGCAGAUGAUCCAGAAGAACUCAAAUCCAAAAGCUCAUUCUUCAACUGGUGGUAUUUUGGAUUGUGUGCAGGUCCUACAGUUGGGAUCAUUUUUCUUAGUUACAUUCAAGAUAACCUUAGUUGGGGUCUUGGCUUUGGAAUUCCUUGUGUUAUCAUGGGUUUUGCCCUCAUAAUCUUCUUGUUUGGAACUGUAACUUAUCGGUUUGGCGAGAAAACCCAAGAGAAAAACGCGUUUGCACGAAUCAGCCACGUGUUUGUUACUGCAGCUCGGAAUUGGAGGGUUACGUCUAUAGAAAUAUGUGCCGAAGAGGAAGCUUCUGGCAUAAUGCAUCAUCAAGAUUCUCAACAAUUCAGCUUUCUCAACAAAGCUUUGGUUUCCCGUGGCGGGUCAAAUGAAGACGGAACCGUCUGUAGCACUGAUGAGGUGGAAGAAGCGAAGUCGAUUCUUAGACUUAUUCCAAUAUGGAUCAGCUGUUUAGGUUAUGGAAUUGUAUUUGCUCAAACUUCCACAUUUUUCACCAAACAAGGAGCUACCAUGGACCGGUCAAUCGGGUCAACCUUUGAGAUUCCACCAGCCACCCUACAAUCUUUCAUCGGCCUCUCGGUUAUCAUCCUCAUUCCCAUCUAUGACACCAUUUUAGUCCCUCUUACGCGGGCAAUUACAAAUAAGCCAUCUGGCAUAACAAUGCUUCAAAGAAUUGGAACCGGCAUUUUUAUAUCUACUAUUUCAAUGGUUGUUGCAGCAAUCGUUGAAACAAAAAGACUCAAAGUUGCUCGAGAGUAUGGAUUAUUAGACGAUCCGAAUGCAAUGAUCCCGAUGAAGAUAUGGUGGUUAUUACCUCAAUAUCUGUUGGCUGGAGCGGGUGAUGUGUUUACAAUGGUGGGUAUGCAAGAAUUCUUUUAUGACCAAAUGCCAAGUGAUCUGAGGAGUAUAGGUUUAGCACUUUACCUGAGUAUCAUGGGAAUUGGUAGCUUUCUUAGCAGUUUUAUAAUCUCGAUCGUUGACAAAACGACUGGUGGAAACGGUCAAGAUGGUUGGAUAUCCGAUAACAUGAAUCAAGGGCACAUUGAUUAUUUUUACUAUCUUCUGGCUGGAAUCAGUGCAGGUGCAUUUGUGAUGUUUAUAUAUGCUUCAAAAUCUUAUGUUUAUAAUAGAGAAAGAGGCAUGUGAUGUGAUGUGAUGUUGUUGCCACGUUUGCCUCUGCGUAGCUCGUCUAAGUAUUAGUCUGCUAACUUUUGUAUCGGCGCAUUGUAUUGUGACGUUGCUGAAUUAUGUUGUAAGUAGUGAAGAUAUGUUUUGAAUUGAUUUCAUGGAUGCAAAAGGAUGUGAUUGUUGCAAUGGUUGCUUAAA